AAUAUUAUAAAUCGGACCGCAUACCCGGAAUACAAUAUAAAUAAGUAAUUUGAAUACACACUUUUGUCACAGUCUUAUACACAAAAUGUCAUCUUUGUCACUAUAAUAACAGUACACACAUGUGACAACACUAACGUAAUUAAAUUGUAUAAUGACAAUAAUAUUCCACACUCCCCCUCAACAAAAUGACGUAUGAUAUCUAUAUCAAAGAUGUAUAUACCAUCCAUAUAAAUAAUAUAAAACAACAUACAAUAAACAAGCCUUAAAAGCAUGUACAUAUCACAAAGUGAAGUUGAAUAGCAACACAUUAUAUUGUAUGUAUGUUGAUUUAGACAAGUAAUAUAAUGAUGAAAUAGGUUUUUUACACUUGUAAAGGAUUACUAUUCAGGUAACAUCUGCGAGGCAUUGAUUUUUAGUCAUCUCUUUUACUGGCUUAAUAAUUUUCUUCGUUUUCUUGUAAAUAAAGGAUAAUUUAACAUUUCAUUUAAUUUAGGUUUAGUUUCUGUGUGCUGUCUAUUCUAGUUCCAUAAUGACUUUAGAGGAAGGUGGUCGGAGAACAUGCAUCAAAGUUACAAUUAUAUUGGUCAACAUACCAGUAGCGCUGUUUGGUCUUGUUGCAGCCGGACUUGGGAUAUGGAUAGCUAUGGAUGACCCUAGCUUCAUGCAUUUUACACAUCUGGAUGAAAUAGAACUGUUUGAUACCUCCUAUGUAAAGACUGGGUCAUACAUCAUCGUUGCUGGUGGUUUUGGUGUAGCAUUAUUCGGUAUACUGGGCAUCGUAGCUGCAGCAACAGAGAGUAUGAUACUAUUAGCUGCUUAUACAAUGUUAAUUGCGUUAGCGAUGGCUGUUGAAGUAGCGGCAACAGUAUUGGGAGUUGUUUUCAAACAUACGGUGGAAAAUACUAUGGAGAAGGCAAUAGGGAGAAGUAUAACAGAAGAAUUUGAAGGGAUAGCAGAUAGCGAGAAUGCAUUUACCAUACAUUUUAAUGCAGUACAGCAAAAAUUGGAGUGCUGUGGUUUUAAUAAUUCGGCCGAUUUCUCUAAGGCUACUAAAUGGAAUACUACUGUCAACAACGUUACUCAACAGAUCCCUCCGGCAUGCUGUAAAAAUAUGACGUUAUCGGACCAAUGUGUGGCAAAUCCCACACCCGUCAACUCGUACACAAUGGGAUGUAAAGAGGCGUUAGCAGAUUUGUUUGAAAGAUAUUUCUCUGUUAUAAUUGGAGUAGCUGCUACACUUGUUUUCUGUCAGUUAGUUAUGAUGAUCUUGUCUUUCCUGAUGAUGUGUACAAAAGUGGAGAAUUCUUACAAUUUCAAAGAAUAACACCAACACAGAAUUAUGCUGAACGUUGAUAUUAUAAAUUGCAAUAUACUCAUAGUCAUGCCUGUACAUACAUUUUUAUUUAAAAUAUUUUGAUAAUUUCCAUUCGUUAAUACUGUUGUCAACAUACUGCAUGGAAAUGGAUUUUUGUUGAGAUUUUCGUGUGUAACCUUGUGACACUGUAACGAAGGAAAACCUGAUUGUUCGUAGGGUAUCUUUCAUACUAUAUAUGCUAGCCAUGCAAUAUACAUGUAUGACAAGGGUGGGAUUUUACAUCUUGCUUCAUAGUUGUUGGAAAAUUAUCCAUAUAAUUGUGUUUAAAUGUGAAUAUAUCAAUAGACCUUGUGUGGUCUCAUCAUUACCCAUGUGAUUAUUCAAAUGAGAUCUACAUUACGUUGAACUGUUAGUUCUGAUCAAUACUCAGCGCCUCAGCUCAAAGAUGGACUUGGAAUAUGACGAUUGGUUGUUCAAAAUCAACCAAUCAGAUUCUACAUGGGUAGUCACAUGAUUAAUAGAUUUCAUUGUUUGCAGUUAGAGGAUUUACUUAAAAUGUACAUUGCAAACAAAUAUUUUUCUAAAUU
Mytilus trossulus (common blue mussel) is the source of this 1902-nucleotide messenger RNA. Its product is annotated as tetraspanin-1-like. Gene Ontology annotation, cellular component: plasma membrane. The transcript is spliced from 8 exons. The record is from RefSeq and is a predicted model, not a curated record. Lineage: Eukaryota; Metazoa; Mollusca; Bivalvia; Mytilida; Mytilidae. The coding region runs from base 530 to 1324 and encodes 264 amino acids.